GUUAUGAGCGCUCCAUUGGCCAAUCAGAAGCUUGAUGCCAACUGGCCGUGUAUGUUUCAGGGUGGCGCUGGGUAGUUCAUUUCGUCAGAGGGGGAAUACAGUGUUGUUAUUCAAGAUGCAGUUCAUGCUUCUGUUUAGUCGACAAGGCAAGCUCAGGCUUCAGAAAUGGUACGUGCCUUUGUCUGAUAAGGAGAAAAAGAAGAUCACCAGAGAGUUGGUGCAGACGGUCCUGGCUCGAAAGCCCAAAAUGUGCAGCUUUCUGGAGUGGAGAGACCUCAAGGUUGUAUAUAAGAGAUACGCCAGCCUGUACUUCUGCUGUGCCAUAGAGGACCAGGACAACGAGCUGAUCACACUGGAGAUCAUCCACAGAUAUGUGGAGCUGCUGGACAAAUACUUUGGCAGUGUUUGUGAGCUGGACAUUAUUUUCAACUUUGAGAAGGCUUACUUCAUUCUGGAUGAGUUCUUGCUGGGUGGGGAAGCUCAGGAGACGUCCAAAAAGAAUGUGUUGAAGGCCAUUGAGCAGGCUGACCUGCUACAGGAGAGCCAGAAUGAAGACUGGGGAAGUUUGCCAAAUGAGGAGCUCUUGUAAUGGGCCUAGAGUCCAUCCGUGGCUCCAUCCAGGCAAUUUGGUAACUACUAGACUGGUGCAGUCAGUCAGUCAGCAUGGGUUUCCAGUUGUGCGUGCCGUGGACUACCUCUGCAUGUUCUUCUGUCGGUAUUGACUGUGUCUCAUAACUCUGAGUGAAAAACAUGACACAGCGUAACAACAGGCAUGAACUCAAGCUGGAAUGUUCAGAACAUAUCUGAAUAUGCGCAGUUUCACUAACAGGCGGCAUAAUCUAACAAUUGCAUUGUACAUUAUUGUAGUAGAUGAUUUAUUUGAAUUUCCAUUUACAUGGAUGCAACUUGUUUCGUUUUUAAGAAGUCACUCUUUUAAAAAUACAUUUCCAACUUUAAUUAUUACUAUUUUCAUGGAUAAGUGAAAAGAGUUAUGCUGCCUGUGUGAAGACCAGCCUGUAGUUUUACUAACCGCAUUGAAUGGAAAUGCUCAGAUGAAUGAUUCUGUAUGUCUUUAUUUGAAAUGGUAGAAAAGGAAUAACAAUAACCCUAACAUGUUACAUGUGGAAGUAUUUUACAUUGACUAAUAUUCAUUCCGCAGGAUUUUGUACGUGGUGUUAUUUGACUUUAAAAUGACCAUUUUGUCCAUCCAUUACACAAACAUCUUAUACACCACUUGUUGAAAAAUUUGACCAAACAUUAGGAAAUUCUGCAACUCACCAUUGCACCCUGGUGUUUUAAAAGUUCAAAUAAUUAGACAUACUAUACGAGCAAAAAAACAACAACAAAAAAAACACCCUGAUUUUUAUAAUUGGAGACAAGGAUAAUUGUCAUCCUUAAAGAAAAUCUAAACAUAAUGCACAUAGAAGUUUGUGAAAAUAAUGCUGGGGUUGAGUCGGGGCAUAUUUGGAAUGAGUGCCUCUGGCUUUAGUAAGUGCAUAGUGCAGUAAUUACGUGGAAAACAUACCACAGGGGAUUUGGUGGAAGUUAUUUUAAUAAGCCUUUAAUGAAACAUUUCUCAGGAACGGGUCAUUACUUUGGUGCCAGCAAGCAAGCAUAUCUUCUUUUGGAAUAAUGAAGCCUCAGAAGAUUUCCUGCUCAGCUCAACUCUGCAUGUUAGACUUCAGAGAUAAAUUGAGCCGCGACGUCCUCAUGAAGAGGGCAUUGUUAUGGUGGCGGUGCCCGAGCACGUACUGUAGAUGUGUAGAUGCUGUAGCUUUCCUGAGAGAUUGACCAGUGGUGCCAUGUUCUGUUUAUUUGUGUCCUUAUAAAAACAAUCUUUGCC
This is a messenger RNA of Perca fluviatilis (European perch), 1843 nucleotides long. Its product is annotated as AP-1 complex subunit sigma-2. The record is from RefSeq and is a predicted model, not a curated record. Lineage: Eukaryota; Metazoa; Chordata; Actinopteri; Perciformes; Percidae. Bases 35 to 589 code for a protein of 184 amino acids. Gene Ontology annotation, molecular function: clathrin-cargo adaptor activity. Gene Ontology annotation, cellular component: membrane coat; intracellular membrane-bounded organelle; AP-1 adaptor complex. Gene Ontology annotation, biological process: intracellular protein transport; vesicle-mediated transport. The transcript has 5 exons.